This is a messenger RNA of Cladocopium goreaui, 1329 nucleotides long. NCBI's taxonomy places the organism in Eukaryota, Dinophyceae, Suessiales, Symbiodiniaceae. The record is from the annotation of a GenBank genome assembly.
CUCUGCUGGGUUUAGCCACCACAGACUCUGCCGUCUCCCCAUGGUACUCCUUUCUGGUGACCGCGCCCAACGGCGCGUUGGGUGACCGAUGCUGAAGCCGCGGUGGAACAAGGGCAUUGCUGCUGAGGAUGCGGGAAACAGCGACGGCCCAGGCGGACGUGGAAGGAAAGUUCCAGCACGGCUGUUGACUUCGCAGCUCUGCAACGCUGGGGAGCGAAUCGCGAAGCUGUGUGAGCAGCUGCACUUCUGGCAGGAUCAAUCACAGGAUCUACAGCACGACUUGCGCCUUAAGUUGGCCCAGAAAGCUGCAGUCGAUGCCCGGCACGAGCGCCGUGGUGCGCUGGCACGACGGCUGCAGAAGCUGCAAGGGGACCUGCGGCAAAGACGGGAAGGCCUCCAGCGCCUCAAAGACUUUCCGGCUGCCACUUCGGGAAGGUUGGAGCUGCAUGCGCUACAGGCCUGCGCUUCGCUCCGUGAUCGACAGAAGCUUCUGGACCCGGAGCAGCUUCUGCGAGCACAGGAGAUGCUUCAAGAGCUCCAAGGGCAACAGGAGGCCACAAAAGCAGAACUUUUGGAGGCAACUCGCUCUUUGCAGAAGAGCUGGCAGCGUUUGCGGUGCCAACAAAUCCGAAAGCUGUACGAAGUUCGACAAGUUUACCCGGUGCAGCAGUGCAAUUCCUACUGGACGAUUCGUGGCAUUUGCCUUCGUGGCCUGGCGAGCCUUCGGCACCAAGAUCCAAGAGAGGAACGAGAGGCGAGUACAGCCUUGGGAUAUUUGAGUCACUUGUUGGCCUCAGCAGCCUCCCUAUUGCAGGUGCCGCUGCAGCUGGAGUUGAAUCGUGUGGGCUCCUCUCGCGCCUUUGUGGUGGACCCCAAUGGGCCACCUGAAGCAAGCCGGACGCUGUCCAAAGGACGACCUUUUGCGCCGACCCGUGAGCGCCGAGCAGAAGGGGAGUGGCCCUUGCAUUAUGGCCGAGCGAUUGAAAAGACGCAAUUCGACACGGCUUUGAGGCUGCUCGAGCAAAGCCUCCAUCAGUUCCUCUAUAGCCGUGGCUAUCGCCACCAAAAAGCCCAAGGAGACAACCUACUGAAAUGUGCGGACGUGAUUUUUUGCCAGGAAAUCUAUGCAGGUGAAUCUCCAUAGUCAAUUUCUACUCCAGAUCUUCUGGUCUGGAUGGAUUUGGAUUCUUAACUUAACAAAAGCUUGGCGGAAUAUCCACAUGUGCUUGCAAAGUUCCAAGGUCUUAGAAUUUUCUCCAGUUGGAGACAGUUGGCUCGGGUUCACCAUGCUUCACCUACAACGGUGAAGCCGCAUGGCCGUUGCGAAAA